GUGACUGAAGCACAAGGUUUUGCGGGAUCACAGAUUGACAGAGGAACACGUGUUGGUGACAAGCGUCAAAUGUCAACAUUUUAAACUGACGUUGAAUACACGAGGUGAGACUCUUAAAGCAUGCAGCCCCUGAGAGAUCAGAUAGAGGAGAUGAGAGGUAACCAGGAGAGCCUGGCUUUCUGGCAAAGACGUAGGAGGUUCCUCUCCGUACACUGGAACAAGUUCCCCCCGGAGGAGCUCAACAGUCUCUCCUACUGCUACAGUAGUGUCAUGGUGUAUAGCUGUCGCUACCCUCAGGCAAUGAUGAACCGCCUGUACGAUCUGGCUAUGGAGGUGGUCGAUGACCUUCAGAAGGAGAAAGAGGGCAAGGUCAUUCCUCAGGAAAUCAAGACAAAAUGGGAUGAGGCCAUUUCUGAGCCAUUGACUUUUGAAAGGGUCAUGCUGAACAUCGAAGAGACAGAGAGGUCAAGGUUAUUGGACGAUGAGGAGGACAGUGAGGAUUUUGUAGAGGAGGAACAGUCAGAGGAGGAAGAGAGGAUGAGGAAAGACAGAGGAAAGGGAGGAAUAUCUGACAAUGGAAUGUACACAGAGACAAGCACAAGUCCUACCUUAGAAGUGGCAGCAGAGGAAGAAGAUGCAGCCAAUUACCCUUGCAAUAUGGAACAGCCUUCACCUAAAAUUCCUAAACCGGUUCAAAAUCCUCUAAGGUUACAGACAGAGAAUCUAGCAAAGAUUAUGAAUUUCUCCCCGAAACAAACCAGCAAUGCAAGUGUUGAGUCACAAUGGAAGUAUAACACUCCUCUAUUGAACAAACAAACAAAUUUCAAAAAUGACAAUCAGCCAGAAAGAAAAUUUUUUUCACCUAGAGACAAUGGUUCCACUUUGAAGCCAAGCACAGCAACCACUCCCCGCCAGAAUCCUUUGCAGCAGCAACAGAAAUCUUCUCAAGCUGGUGAAAAACAGAGGCAUGCUUUGGGUGAUGCUUUAUCAACAGCUUCAAAGUCCAAUGCUCUUUUGACAACACCUGUACACAAGGCAUCGAUAACAGCUGGAAAAUGGAAACAGGAAUACAAUACAACUAGUUCUAAAGAUAUGAGAAAAAAGACUGAACUAUUGCAAUGUGAAAGCCCCAGUCAUCCAUUGAGUAACAGAGCAUUGGAAAAACAUAGUGGAAGCAGUGCUCUUCAAGACCAAGCAACUGGAUCAAAAAAAGCUAGCACCUGGAAACAGACCGAGAUGACACCAGUAAAACUUGCAGGGAAAUCCGAAUGUGUCAAGAAGUCCCCCACAAUCCAGGUGGAUGAGGCAAAACCUGGAAAUGUUGACACAAAGGCUAAAAUGGUAACAUUUCAAGAGCAAACCAAGAAGAACGAGCUAUCAGGAAAGAGAGUAAAUGCAGCUUAUAAGUCUGUUUGGAAGGUGCAUUCAAGCAAUCCUGUUGUUCGAAAGGAUCAAAAAGAUGACCUGCCUAGGAGGAAAAGAUCCAAUGAUACAAAGACAGAUGAAUUGCAGAAAUCAUACACCAAGAAAGGUUUGCAUCCUCAGAUGUCUGAUGAAACUCUUAGUGGUAGGGAGGCUACCAAAAAGGGAAGAAAUGACACCAGCUUCAAAGGACCCCAGAGGACAUUAUCUAACGUAGACAUCAAUCCUGUUGUUAGAAGUUCAAGGGUUUUUUCUGAGACUCGAGAAAAUUCCACCAGAGGACCUCAGAGAAGAGGCGAUACGGCAUCCAGGGUGAUAUACUCCUCCAACUUCACCAAACCACCUCCGCUUCUGCCAGUCAGGAACAAAAUGGAUGAAAAAUACAAAGGUCCGGUGAGCGGCAGACAAGCUCCAGGGAGUUAUCCCAAGAGUUACCUCCCCCAGUCUCAGGAAAGUCUGAAAAAUCCUAAAGCCACAGUCGUGACAGACCGAGGUGAUAAACCCAAAAGAGCAGAAAAUGCACUCAAGUCCACUCAUGGGUCAACAGGCAGUCGGCCAAGUAAUUCAAUUUUCAAAAAUUUCCUUCAAGGUCUUCUGCAGAAAGCCAAAAGAAGCAACUAAUUAUUGAUUUUUUACACCAGUUUUUUUUUUUAAUUUUAACAGUUUUAUAUGUAUAAGACUACAAGUAUUGCGUUUCUGUCAAGGGACAGCUUUAAAUGC
Messenger RNA from Saccostrea cuccullata (small rock oyster), 2142 nucleotides. RefSeq lists its product as uncharacterized. The coding region runs from base 121 to 2043 and encodes 640 amino acids. Lineage: Eukaryota; Metazoa; Mollusca; Bivalvia; Ostreida; Ostreidae. The record is from RefSeq and is a predicted model, not a curated record. The transcript has 2 exons.